UUUUCUGAAAGUGAUAGGUAGAGAAGCACUAUUUGGCUCAUCGUAUGUGGGGAUUAUCUCUAUGCACUCAUGUUUAACUGCCAUAAUUAACCCCUCCGAGAGUAAGAAGCUAAGUACUUAUAAAAAGUAACAGCUAAGAUGAUGUCAGAUAAAAACAAAAGAUGAUGUGCAUCCCGAACAGAAGUUGAAAUUGUCGGCAUAUUUGAUCCGUAAGAGAGCCGUUGAAAAAGGGUCUCGAGCCAUGCCUUGCAUGUAGUACACGUGCCAGGCCGACAGGCCAAGCAACCGAUACAUGUCAAUUAGGCACCAAGUUUAGCUUUGUGUAAUCGAUCAAUACUCGAACACCUGGAAAAUUGCCUUCAAGAACAAAUAUAUGUGAGGCUUUGGCACUCAUAUAACAAUCUCUCAACUCUUUCCCUUCUCUCUCUCUCUCUCUCUCUCUCUCUCUGGUGCGUUCCAAUCUAAAACCUUAUUUAACUCCCAGAAAAGGCAUUCAGCCGUAGCAGAGCAUUAAUUGAAACUAUGGCCUCCCUGAUCAAACUUAGCUUCUUCUUCUUUGUGAUUGCACAUUCCUUAGUCUUGCUUGCUCCAUUGGUGCAGAGUUCUGAUAAGGAUGAGGAUAGCCUUCUCCAAGGCAUAAACAGUUACAGAACCUCACUAAACCUGCCGGCCCUCGUCAAGAACGGUAACGCAGGUUGCCUAGCAGAUAAAAUUGCUGAUGACAUGGAAGACCAGCCUUGCAGCAGCCCCACCAAUGGAGCCAACAUUCUGGCAACCUCGCAGACUCCGCUCGCCAAUCUUCCCAAGCACUUGGGAAAAUGCAAAAUCGACGCCAACAGCGCAUCAGAUGGAGUUAUUCUCCCUGUUUGUGUGCCUAAGUUGGUCCCAACUCUGGUACUUACCAAUUACACUCACCAACCGCAAUUCGCAAAGUAUCUGAACGAUACGAAGUUCACGGGAGUUGGACUUGGAUCCGAGGAUGAUUGGAUGGUGGUGGUUUUGGCCUCAAAUACCCCAACUGGAAGCUUUGCUAAUGCAGCAAGCUCUUUAGUUUCAACCGUUGGUUUUGGUCAUUUCUUGGUCUCCAUUUUGGUAGCGUUGUGUGUUAUUUUGGUCAGCUGAAGUGGUAGUUGAAAGUUUUUACUGCCCCCUCUCUCUGUUGUUAUGUUGUACCAAAAUAUGUGACUUUUGUAGUUGUUAACUAGGGAUUUCGAUUGUAUGUAAUGCCUGAACUAAUGAAC
This is a messenger RNA of Pyrus x bretschneideri (Chinese white pear), 1241 nucleotides long. RefSeq lists its product as uncharacterized. The record is from RefSeq and is a predicted model, not a curated record. The coding region runs from base 523 to 1122 and encodes 199 amino acids. Lineage: Eukaryota; Viridiplantae; Streptophyta; Magnoliopsida; Rosales; Rosaceae. The transcript is spliced from 2 exons.